Molecule: messenger RNA, 1362 nt
Organism: Miscanthus lutarioriparius
Lineage: Eukaryota; Viridiplantae; Streptophyta; Magnoliopsida; Poales; Poaceae
Source: the annotation of a GenBank genome assembly
AUGUCAGAAAAGGCAAUGCCAGAAAAGAGUGUGAGGCCGCACAAGUUCACGUACACGUACAAACCCAGCGCGGGAAGCAGCGCAGGUGGCGGAGGCGGAGGCGGCGACGGCACAGCGGCGCCGCGGCCCGCGCCGCAACCGGAACCCUAUUCUCCGCGGCCACCUUCACCGCCGCCGCCCGACGACGACGACGACGACGAGGAUUAUGAGGGCUUCAAAGACGAAGAGCUUGACGUACUUGAAAGAAGAAGUGGAUGGGGUUCUCUGUACAUGAGUGAUCCUCAAGUUCUUUGUAUGGACUCGAGUGAUCCACAAAAUCCCCCUCGUUAUAUUGGCCGGCAAAAUUGUGAGCCGCUCAUCACACGGGAGUUUUUUUCACUGCGCCACAAUUGGCAACAGCUGCUAGAUGACAAGAAGACAUACCUCCGCCCGCCAAAGAACAACCGUGUUGCCAAGGACAAUUAUGACAACUGCCUCUUUGUAACCCCAGAACCUCUUGAGAAGGCAAUACGAUGUCAGGUGCCACUAUCUGAUUUUGUUCGUGCAGCUGCAAAAAAUUCUAUCGUUCAGCAAAAGUUUAAGAUUCUUAGUGAGCAUUAUGUGUGCAUCAGACAAAUGCGAAUAGAUGGAUCAUCUUUUUACAGAGCUUUCCUUUUCUCUUACUUGGAAAACCUUGGGAAAAUGCAAGGUAGUCAAGCUGAGGUCACUCGCUUAAUGGAAUGUGUGGCAAGGUCCAGAGAGAAUUUCUGUCGUUUACAUUGGGAUAGUGCGUACUUCUCAAAUCCUGAAGCAUUUUUCUCAAGUGUUGUUUCUGAGUUUGAGAACUUGGUCAAUUCAGUUGCCAAUGGGCUAAAUGCUGAUGAGCUUUACAAGAGAAGCCUACAGGAGAUUACGUCAUCCAGGAUUCUUUGUUUGCUUAGAUUGCUGACAGAGGUUCAUAUCCGUACACAUGAAGUGGACUACGAGCCAGCAUUCGAGCAAACCCAAGCCCUUUUGUUUUGCAUAGCAUCAGUGCGUCCCUUUGACGCUGAAGCCGACAUGCUACAAAUGAGUGCUCUAUCAAAUGCACUUGGCAUCCCAAUGCACCUGGCACUUGUGGACGGAACCAUGAACAAUGGGAUUGCGCAAGUAAAGUGCUUUGACUUCUUUCCUCAAUCAGAAUCAAGAGUAAGCACAACAUCAGGACCUCUCAGUUUAAUCACAAGUUACUGUCUCUCAAGCGCAACUGAUAAACAUCCAGAGCAAGGAAGGGAUGAUAGCAACUCAGCCAUGCCGUCUGGAAACUUACUUUCAUCUGAUCACAUGCCUUUAGUCUCCUUACUGAGUAGGACAGGUCAAUGCGACAUUCUUUAUCGCAAGUGA